GAAGCGUGCACGGGGAGCGUAGUGGAGUCUGAAUCCGGCGGAAAGCAGGCGCACGAUUCAAGGAAAUCUGAACCAACCACAACGCAGACAAGAACCCAUUCACCGCUGGUCCUGGAGAAUUUUCGAUGCAACCCACAGUAUAUAUAAAUACGUAACUAUUCUUCAAAAUCAUAUUUUAUUAUUUCGCACGUUUAUAUCUCAGGAAACGGCAUGGCUCGCGUGGGGAACGGGGCUGGAAAUACCGACGUCGAUGUGGAGGACUGUUUUGAAGAUGCCUAUGACAGGAUUCCUGUCGCCUCCAAAAUGGAUCUGAAGACGUCCAUCGAAGAAUGCUCCAUGGCACUCAACCUGGUUCUGAACAACAAGUUCUCUGAGGCGCUGGACCUGCUCAAGCCAUGGGCGAAAGACAGCAUGUAUCACGCUCUGGGGUACAGCAGCAUCCUGGUGAUGCAGGCGGCCAUGACGUUUGAGCACAAGGACAUCCAGACAGCCAUGGCUACGAUAAAGGAGGCCUUGCAGACCUGCCAGAGGUUCAGAAAAAGGAACACUGUGGUAGAGUCUAUAUCCAGCCUGGUUUCCAAACAGGCUUCUGAUAACCUCAAGGAAGAGGAGAGACAUGCUGAGAUCUGCUAUGCUGAGUGCCUGCUUCAAAAAGCCUCGCUCACCUUCGUUCAGGAUGAAAACAUGAUCAGCUUCAUCAAAGGAGGAAUCAAAAUUCGAACGAGUUACCAGAUCUACAAGGAAUGCCAGAACAUACUAAGCGAGAGCCAGGACCUCGUUAGCAGUAGCGAGACCUUCAGACAGUUUGAGGGGGGAGUGAAACUGGGAAUCGGAUCCUUCAAUCUGAUGCUGUCGCUCUUGCCCGGCAGGAUACUGCGCUUGCUUGAAUUUAUCGGCUUUUCAGGGAACAGAGAAUUCGGCCUGUCCCAGCUUCGGGAAGGAGCUGCCAGCCACAGCCUCCGCGCCAUCCUGUGCGUGCUGACCCUGCUGCUGUACCACACCUACGUCUGCCUCAUCCUGGGUACUGGGGAGGGAAAUCUGGUGGAAGCUGAGGCCCUCCUGGAGCCCUACCUGGACAAAUUCCCAAAGGGAUCAAUCAUCUUGUUUUACGCAGCCAGGAUCGCGGUGCUCAGAGGAAGCUUUGAGAAGGCCCAGGUGAAGUUCCAGGAGUGCAUUGCCGCGCAGCAGGAGUGGAAGCAGAUCCAUCACCUGUGCUACUGGGAGCUGAUGUGGUCCCACUCCUUCCAGCAGGACUGGCUGCAGGCCUACCGCUACGCGGACCUCCUGUGCAAGGAGAGCCGCUGGUCUAAGGCUAUCUACGUGUACCAGAAAGCGGCCAUUCUGAGCAUGCUUCCCGAGGAGGAGGCUAAGAAAGCGGGGGAAAACGUGGUGGAGUUAUUCAGGCAGGUGGAGGGCCUGAAGCAGAGGCUGGCUGGGAAGUCCAUCCCAACGGAGAAGUUUGCGGUGAGGAAGUCGCGGCGGUACUCCUCCAGCUCGCCGGUGAAGCUGGUGAUCCCGGCGCUGGAGAUGAUGUACGUGUGGAACGGCUUCACCAUCGUGGGGAAAAGAGCCGAUUUGACGGAGGGGCUGCUCGUCACCAUAGAGAAGGCGGAGCAACAGCUGAGCAACGACCCCAAUCCCACCGAGUACCAGCCGGACGAUCAGUGCCUUGUGCAGAUGCUGAAGGGCCUGUGUCUGAAACACCUGGGGCGGCUGCUGCAGGCGGAGCUGUGCUUCACCCAGGUGCUCUCCAGUGAAAGGAGAAUAAGAUACGACCAUUACUUGGUGCCGUUCACCCUCUAUGAACUUGGGCUCCUGUACAAACAGCAAGGAGAUGUUGCCAAGGCAACCAGGUUCAUUGAGAAUGCUAAACUGAAUUACAAAGACUACUCCAUGGAGUCCAGGUUACACUUCCGAAUCCACGCUGCUCUCAGUAGCCUGAAGAGCUCCCCGGUCUCUACACCUUAACUCCACCUGCUUAACCACGCCUGCUGUGUGCUGCCUUCUGAGGCAAAAGGGUGACCUCUCCAGCGCACCUCUGUCCUAAAUCCACUCCAUCAGUUACUUUGAAGCUUUAUAUUUUUUUGCAAAAAAAAAAAAUAGACGGUAAAAAUAUACAUAUUUAUUUUUCUUUAAGCGGACUGAAGGAGGAGAAGCUGAGCAGAAUGAAGAAGCUAUCCCUGAAAUUUGCAGCACAUUUUAUUACCCUGCUCUACAGGCCUCUCCUUCUGGUUUUUACCACAAAACAAACAACUCACAGUUUCAGCAAGACGGUUCGUCAAUGCUGAGAGCACACACUGGUGCAAUGAUAAUAUUGAACACUAGCAGGAUAUUUCCAAGGUGAAAAUUUCUGUUGUAAGAGAUAUACUGCUGUGCUGAAGGGUAAAAUUUAAACAGGAUGUAUAUCUCUACGUAUAUGACAUUUUCUGAAAUAUUUAUUGAUGGAAAAUGCUCCAUUCUAGUGUGAACAUUAAGUACUGUAACACUUAUGGAAUAGGUUUGCCUUUCAACUAUUUAAACAAUUUUCAUAGUCUUGUAUACACAGUGGCUUACGCCAGGGACGCACAAUAUUUGAGUUUGGAGAUGAUGUACAAGAUAAGAAACUCUUCUUAGUCAAACGUAGAUGGUCACAGAGAACUUAUUUAUCUGCAAACCCAGCGGUCGUCUGCCUGGCGUCUCCUCAGGCUGGCAGCAGGCUGGUCUGCGGGUCUCAGUAUCGUUUAGGAUAGUUCAGCGUAUCCGCAUGUAAAUAGGACCUACGGAGUCCACGUGUCUGGGGUUAGAAUCGUACCAUUAAAUGUGUGAAGACUGUGUGGAGAAAAACAAACUCCAAGCAGGUGAGACCACAUUUCCUCCUGCUCCUCUUAAGAAAACCAAAGAAUGAAGUACACAGAAAGAUUGUCGAUUGAGCUUUUCUUCCAGUUCCAGUGAGUAUGUGAAUGAUUUUGGGGGAAGAAAGGAAAGGGCAUUGCUGGUAUUUGCACAUUUGACUGUUUCUGAUCAUUUUAAUGUGUAAUAUUCAUGUUUCAUAGCAGACGACUGCAUCUGUGUUGCUUUACCAAGGGUGUGGACCUGCAACCCGGGAAACGAAGACCUUAGUCAGUUCACAGGCCACAGACUGUUUCCACUAGUUUGAUAUUCUUACCCGGUGAUCAUUUAAUACAUUACCCAAUUUAACAGUUUCCACUUAUGAGUAGUUUAUUCAGUCCAUGCCCACUUGAACAGAUAAGUGCUUAGUAUGGUACCAGAUAGGAGCAAAUAUAAACUGGCGCCAUUUUGUCCCUGUUGAUUACAUGUAAAUGCAGUCUAUGUGAAUGUAUUGUGCUGUCUUUGAACCUGACCAAAUGUGUCUGUCUGUAUGUUUGUCAGUACACUCUCUUUUGCAGUGUGUGGGUACAUUGAGAUUUCACCUUUCACGCUGUUGUCGCGCUUUUACAGAAUAGCGUUUGACGGUGUCUUUGAAGAACUGUCAGGAAAAGUGCAAUAAUCACAAAAUUUGAUGAAUAUUUGAUAAACUUUAGUGCUUUUCUCGCAUCAGAUAUUUUAUGCUGUGGUUUGUUAUAGUGCAGACAUCACAGACGGUAACAACAAUACCAUCUUAGCAGCUAUUUCCAGUAAUAUUUAACUUUUGAAGAGCAAUAAUAGUUGGACAGUAGUAAUUGGUUCAGUGUUCCUGUACAGUGCAUUUUGUCCAUCACACAUAAUAAUAAGAUUUGCUUUCAUUCAGGUUUGAAGGACAUGCUUUAAACACAAAGUAGAAGAAAUUAUUCUGGUGAUUUCACAUUGAUCUAGCACUACAGUAACAUCCCCAGCACUUAGAGUAUGCAUACCUGUAUUUUGUUAAUAAUGCAAUAAAGUCCCAUAAAAAUAUUAAAUGUUAAAUAAAAAAUUAAUAAAUAACAUUUAAAAAUGCAUCACCAUUUAAGUUAAAGGCAAAGUGCAUUGCCUGGGGUGUGAAUACUACGCUCCACAGUACAGAACUUGAACUCUUUAAGACAUUUCUGAAAAAUAUGAACUAUAUGGUAAAUAUGAACUUUAUCAAUUAACCUUCUUACCAAACUCUUGAAAACUGACACAUUUCACAAUUCAGUAAAAAAUAAAGAUUUAAAUUCAAUCAAAUCAGUUUGAGAGUAAUGUAUACUCUUACGAGUAUACUUUACUCUUAAAGAGUUUAAGAGUAAUGUGUCAUUCUAAGCCAUGACAUAACUGCUGCUGUCCAUAUAUUAUUUAAUAUUCUCAUCCUCACUGUGCUAUGUAGAAAUAACUCUAUUUAUAUUUGUACUCCAUAAUAUCAUGAAAGGACUGAAAUAUCCUAUUGACAUAAAAAAUAGGAUUAAUAAAGAUUAGAUUUUCUGUGGAGAACAUUAAAUCAUUUUUUAAAUGAUUUAUAGUAGAGCGUGUUGCUGUAUUUCCAAGAUGGCUUGUAUUUGUUCAGACCUCAACUCUCUCAAAUCUUUGUUCUUUGUAUAUCCUGCCAAAGUGUUGUUAAUGAAACUUUGCAGAUAGCCAUUUUAUAGCACAAAGUUAUGUCAUACGUCCUUUGUUUCAUUGGUCUAUUAUUUUUAUCCACUGAAAAUGAUAAAAUCACUCAGUACCUUAUGAGCAGAUAUUAAUUUGAUUAUGGAAAGGCAAAUAACUCCACGGCUUGUGACGAUGAGUCUUACUUCAUGGAUGUAGCCUACAGAUCCUAAUUAUGAUCAACCUCCAAGGUGGUAACUAAGUAGACUUUGUAUACACUGGUUAUCAAAUGGCAUAGGUUAAUUAUUCACGACGUUCUUCCCUAUGGUUUGGUAUAUAAAGAAUAUGUAUAUGGGUGUCAUGAAUAAGACUACUGCUUUGAUGUGUUUGUACUGUACUGUGCAGAACUCUGGAGUAGUUAACUGCCUAAUACCGCCAUUUUGAGGAUGCCCGGAACGUGUCGAGACAAAAGUACCAGUCCCAGCAAUUCGCCUGAUUCAUUCCUGCUUUUAUUUGCUGUUCUUUUCAUCUUGAAGUUAGGUACUUUCUGUUUUUCUUUGCACGUGUUGCUGUUUUAAUUACUUAAGUUGCCUGUUGUCUGAAAAUCAAAUUUUUAACUGUUAUGGAAGAAAUAACAGUCUGCUCAACUUGUGUAUUUCGCCUGCUGUGCAGAGUAGAAUUCAGCUUCAGGAUCCUGAAAAAUAAAGCCAUGGGGUUGAGUUACCAAAA
Molecule: messenger RNA, 5187 nt
Organism: Anguilla anguilla (European eel)
Lineage: Eukaryota; Metazoa; Chordata; Actinopteri; Anguilliformes; Anguillidae
Product: tetratricopeptide repeat protein 39B
Exons: 19
Coding region: 211-1968 (585 amino acids)
Molecular function (GO): protein binding
Source: RefSeq, a predicted model, not a curated record